Messenger RNA from Paramecium tetraurelia, 2946 nucleotides. RefSeq lists its product as uncharacterized. The transcript has 5 exons. Gene Ontology annotation, biological process: signal transduction. The record is from RefSeq and is a predicted model, not a curated record. NCBI's taxonomy places the organism in Eukaryota, Ciliophora, Oligohymenophorea, Peniculida, Parameciidae. Gene Ontology annotation, molecular function: 3',5'-cyclic-nucleotide phosphodiesterase activity.
AUGAAUUAAUAGUUGGGAUCUUAUGUUAAGUUCUUUCAUAUCAUACGAGAAUUAGAGGAUAGUUUCUAAAUUGAUAGCAGAUAGAAGUAAAUACUCAAGGUUAACUUUACUAUAAAGGAUAAAAAAUUGAUGAAUAUUCUAAGCGAUCUAAAUGACGAGGACGAAGAGGAAAUUAAAUUUAGUCUUUUGAAUUAUUUGAAUGAAUUGCCUAAAGAAAAGCAAGGAGUUUCAAGAUAGAUGAAGAGAACUAGAUCAAGCAUAACAGAUGUGGAUCUAAUCAAGGGUGUCAAAUUGGAUGAUAGUUAAUUCCAUGAUUCGGUUGCCGAUAUGGAAAAGGCAUUUAAAUUGAUUAAUCAUUUCUAUAAUAAAAAAAAAGAGGGACAAACCAUAAAUCCUAAAAUCAAUCAGAUAUUUGAAAAUAUUCGUAAUCUCUUUACUUAGAAUGAAUCUCAAUCAAAUCCAUCAUCAGCUUUGCUCACUAAAUGUUCUUCAUCUCCAACCAUGGAUAUGAAUUAAUUGAUCGAAUCUGAUUUGUUGGAUUCCUAUAAAAGCAUAAAGUUUCAAUUUGCUAAUUACAUGAAAAGCCAUUUGUUAUUAAUGGAUGAAAAUGUUUCAUACACUACCAUAUUCAAUUUAUUGAGAGAAUUAACCAAAAAUCUAUUGGAUUGCGAUCAUUUUAGUUUUUUCAAAUUAAAUUCAAAUUCUGAGCUGGAAUUAUAUUAAACCAAGACUGACAUUUUUGAUUAAAUCCCAUUGGAUCAAUUCCUCACUGAUGAGAUUGCCUCAUUACCACAGAACAAGGUUUUUCGAUUCCCUCAAGCCUCUCAUUUGUGUUCAAAAUUAGACUCUAUGAAUUAUUUGUCCUCCUAUGGAUUGUAGACCAAUAAUGUGAUCUUCAUAUAUCAUUCCAAAUAAAAUAAAUAACUAGAUUCAGAAUCCAUAUUGAAAAUAGCCAACGAUUAUUAAUUGAUAGAUGAAUUGAGGAAUAUGUCCAUGUUUUUGAUUCAUACCAUCCAAAAUGCCAAAGUCUAGUUUUUUAGUCCAUUAUCCAUUGCAGACAUGAUCCUAGAUCUUGGCAUCUCAUUUCUCAGAGCCUCCAAAUUUAUAUUGAUUGAGUAGAUGUACAAUAUCCUUUCUCAAAUGUUCAAAAUGGACAAGUAAUCUUAAUUUAAUGAUAGAUUGCAAACAGAUCAGUAGGAUAUUUAAGUCUGGGAUUCCGAAAGUGUCUAUAUAAUAUUUAAAGACUCUUAAGUGACUGUGUGUUUCAGAAUUUAUUCGAUGAAUUUGUAGAAAUAGACAGACCAGAGAAUCUAUUCAGAAGUAAAACAUUAUUAUGAAAAAUAUCUCAGAUUUAUUAGAGAAUGUUUUGAUAAAAGUGCUUUCUAUAAAUUCUUUUUAAGAUCCAAUAACUCUUUAGUUUUUGAAUUUGAUAAGAGUGGACACCUUCUAUUCUUAUCAAGACCCAUACCCAAAUAAAUUAAAUCUAAUUUUAAUAUCCAAUUCAAUUCUCAUAUGAUACAUUAUAAUCAAUUGUCAUACAAUAAGAUCUUUGAUUAAAGGGUUGUGUCAAAUAUUGAGAACUAUCUUUAGGAUCAUAAUUGGAAAACUAUGAAAGAUAAUGAAAAACAAUAUGAAAUAUUUUUAAAAAUAGAGGAGAAAACGUAUAAAGGAUUUGCUUUGAUUUUUACAGAGAACACUAAGGGGUGGGUCAAGAAGUAAUUUAAAUAGUUAGAAUCUGGAAAUAAAUUAGAUUCUAAGAUAAAGGCUAAAAUUAGGAAAUAGUUAAUUUAACAUGAGACAAUCAAUUUUGUGAACAAACUAGAAGAAACUAAUCCGGAUGUUAAAUAUUCUGUGGCUUCAUUAUAUAUGCCUUUGCAAUAAUUGAUAUUGAAACGGACUAAAUCAAAUUAAGGAAAUUAGCAAGAUUAACCUAAAAUUCAAAAAUCUGAAGUUGAACUAAAAAGAUCCAAAUUUGCAACCAUGGAAGAAUUAGACUUAAAUGAGUUCUGUUUAACAAGUCAGGAUGACUUGAUAGACACAUUUGAUUUCAAUAUUAUGGAAUUAACAAGUUAGAAAGAUAAACAUAGAGUUGUGUGGGCAAUUCUAAAGAAGAAUAGAAUUUUUGAUGAUUUUGGUUUACCUUAGGAGAACUUAUAGAAUUUCAUUAAGGAGAUGGAAUAUCAUUAUAAUGUCAAUAAUAACCCAUAUCAUAAUUAUGAUCAUGGCGUUACUGUGAUGUAAACUGCUCAUUACUUUUGUAAAGAAUUAGAUUAAACAUCCAAGAAUACAAUCAUUGAUAAUUUCAACCGAUUUAUUCUUAUGAUCAGUAGUUUUGGACAUGAUGUUGGACAUACUGGUAGAACCAAUGUCUUUGAAAUCAAUAGUUUAAGUGAUUUAGCCAUUAGAUAUCAUGAUAAAAGUGUAUUGGAAUAACAUCAUGCUGCAUUAACAAUUUAAAUUCUAAAAUACCCUUAAUGCAACAUUCUAACCAAUCUAAAUUAAACAAAAGGAUUGAUAUCCAAUAUCUUGAGUACAGAUAUGUCUGAGCAUUUCACACUAUUGAAGGAUUUUGAAAACAGACCUAAGAAUUUCAAUGAUCCAAAGAUUUUAAGUGGUUAUAUCAUGCAUGUUAGUGAUUUUGGUGGUGCUGGGAAGAGAAGCAAUAUUUCAGUAAAGUGGUCAUCGAGAGUUAAUUAAGAAUUCAGUUUUCAAUACAAGUUAGAAGGAGAACUCGGAUACCCAUAGUAACCAUAUAUGAAGGAUCUACAUAUUGUAAUAUUCCAAUCUGAAGUUGGGUUUUUGAAGGUGAUUGUGAGACCUUGUUAUGUGUUGUUGAGUGAGUUCCUGGAAGGCAGAUUGAAACACUGCAUUGGGUAUAUUGAUGAUACUAUUCAAUAUUGGGAAAAGAUAGGGAAGAAAAAUGAAGAACAAUAAUAAUAAUAAUGA